AUGCGUUUCUCCAGCAUCAUUGCCGCAGCCUUCGCUGCAUUCGCCACCGCUGCACCCACCACCGUCGAGAGCCGCGCCGAUAUUGAUCUUGGCCAGCUCAACAACCUCCAGAGCUUCAGGAACCUGGACCUGAACUACCUUCUUGCCCUCAACAACCUUAACCUCGGCCAGCUUGGCCAACUCGGCCAGAUCAACAACCUCAACAUCGGCGCCUUCCAGGGCCUCUUUGGCGCCCAGAACUUCGAUCUUAAUGCCCUACUCCAGCUGCAGCAGCUGUCCACCAUUCUAGCGAUCCAGCAGCAAGGCCUUUUCAACGGCGUGAACCUGGCACAGUUGAACCUCGGCGGUCUCAACUUUGGCGUGAUCCAGGGUCUUGGUGGUCUCAACCUCGGCCAGUUCAUCGACCAGGGCCUGAUUGGGCAAAUUACCCAGGUCGUCGAACAGUCUUCCAUCGUUGUCGUUGGCAAGUAG
Molecule: messenger RNA, 471 nt
Organism: Colletotrichum destructivum
Lineage: Eukaryota; Fungi; Ascomycota; Sordariomycetes; Glomerellales; Glomerellaceae
Exons: 2
Coding region: 1-471 (156 amino acids)
Source: RefSeq, a predicted model, not a curated record